AUGACUUGUACAAAAGAACGUACGGCGGCCCCUAGAAAAAUGCUUAGGCCCAAACAAGACGCGGCGCAUUCUGGAGGAAGUCCACGAAGGUGCAUUCGCCCAAAUACGCGAAUCGCCGAGUUCUUCGAGAAAUGGCAUAUCAAAAGAAUACUCUCUACGCCAUAUCAUCCCGUGGGGAAUGGGCAAGCGGAGUCCUCUAACAAGUCAAUAUUGAAUAUCAUGAAGAAGAAGCUCGAGAACGCCAAGGGACUGUGGCCGGACUUGCUGCCGAAAGUGCUAUGGGCAUACCGCACAACGCCAAAAACAAGCAUAGGUGAAACAACGUACUCACUGGUUUAUGGGACCGAUGCAGUAAUACUGAUCGAGGUCGGAGAAUCAAGUCUAAGGUACUCACACGAAAGCGGGCCGAGAAACGACGAAAGCAGGAGGCAAGACCUCGACGAGGCUGAAGAACGAAGAGACAUGGCAUACAUAAGGAUAAACGCCCAGAAACAACAAGCAGAGCGAUACUACAUCAAAAAAGCCAAGAUCAGACCGCUCAAAGUCGGAGACUAUGUACUAAAAACCAAAACACAGGCAAGCUAA
Molecule: messenger RNA, 585 nt
Organism: Nicotiana attenuata
Lineage: Eukaryota; Viridiplantae; Streptophyta; Magnoliopsida; Solanales; Solanaceae
Exons: 3
Coding region: 1-585 (194 amino acids)
Molecular function (GO): nucleic acid binding
Source: RefSeq, a predicted model, not a curated record